CAAUGUCUAAGUUCCUAGAACACAAUUCACAGUCUUCUUUAGAAUCCAAAUCAUUGUUCGAAGAUAAAAUCGAAGAUGGCAACAAAAUCCAUGGGAGAUAUCGAGAAAAUAAAGAAGAAACUAAACGUGUUGAUCGUCGAUGAUGAUCCACUAAACCUUAUAAUUCAUGAGAAGAUCAUCAAAGCGAUAGGGGGUAUUUCACAGACAGCAAAUAACGGCGAGGAGGCAGUAAUCAUCCACCGUGACGGCGGCUCAUCUUUUGACCUUAUCCUAAUGGACAAAGAAAUGCCCGAGAGGGAUGGAGUCUCGACAACUAAGAAGCUAAGAGAAAUGGAAGUGAAGUCAAUGAUUGUUGGGGUGACUUCACUGGCUGACAAUGAAGAGGAGCGCAGGGCUUUCAUGGAAGCUGGACUUAACCAUUGCUUGGCAAAACCGUUAACCAAGGACAAGAUCAUCCCUCUCAUUAACCAACUCAUGGAUGCUUGAUGGAUAUAUAUUUAAUUUAUAUUAUGGAAACACAUAAUAACGUCUAAGUGUGUAUGUAUGCAUAGAUACUUGCAUGUGUGUGUUUUAGAAUUUAGGGUUCUUUAUCGUCCGUGAUAUAUAAUCAUGUAACCUGUUGCUUUAAGCUUAUAAAAUAUUAAAAUAAGGGUUUCCUCUA
This is a messenger RNA of Brassica rapa (field mustard), 661 nucleotides long. Its product is annotated as two-component response regulator ARR22. Gene Ontology annotation, biological process: phosphorelay signal transduction system. The record is from RefSeq and is a predicted model, not a curated record. Lineage: Eukaryota; Viridiplantae; Streptophyta; Magnoliopsida; Brassicales; Brassicaceae.